AUGUCAGCAGGAGCCAAACAAUACAAAGCGAUCGGUGAUGAUAUCUGGAAGAGGACCGACAAAGUAAACGCAGAGCUCUUCACUCUCACGUACGGGGCGCUGGUCGUCCAGCUCAUCAAGGACUACGAAGAUUACGAGGAAGUGAACAAGCAGCUGGACAAGAUGGGCUACAACAUCGGCACUCGUCUGAUAGAAGACUUUUUGGCCCGGACUGGUCUUCAGAAAUGCCAAUCGUUCGCCGAGACCGCCGAAGUCAUCUCCAAGGUCGCUUUCAAAUCCUUUCUAAAUAUCACCCCCUCCAUCUCCCUCCCCCAACCAUCAUCCUCUUCUGCCCCACCUUCCGCCUCCGCCCCCACCAGCGCCUCUCAGUCGGGCCCGCAAGAGAUCAUUUUCACAUUUGAUGAGAACCCCCUGAGCGAGUUUACGGAGCUGCCGGGAGAUGCCAAGGAGGGAGGACUGUGGUUUUCGAAUGUGCUUUGUGGGGUCGUGAGAGGUGCUUUGGAGAUGAUCCAAAUGCAAGUGGAGACUCGGUUCAUAUCAGAUGUCUUGAGAGGAGACGACGCGACCGAGAUGUAUGUCCGGCUCGUAAAGAUUCUGGAAGAGGAGCAGCCGGAGAAUGACGAGUAG
Messenger RNA from Cryptococcus amylolentus CBS 6039, 627 nucleotides. RefSeq lists its product as hypothetical. Lineage: Eukaryota; Fungi; Basidiomycota; Tremellomycetes; Tremellales; Cryptococcaceae. Gene Ontology annotation, cellular component: cytosol; TRAPP complex; cis-Golgi network membrane. The record is from RefSeq and is a predicted model, not a curated record. Gene Ontology annotation, biological process: endoplasmic reticulum to Golgi vesicle-mediated transport; intra-Golgi vesicle-mediated transport. The coding region runs from base 1 to 627 and encodes 208 amino acids. The transcript has 7 exons.